Molecule: messenger RNA, 4995 nt
Organism: Nymphalis io (European peacock)
Lineage: Eukaryota; Metazoa; Arthropoda; Insecta; Lepidoptera; Nymphalidae
Product: max-binding protein MNT-like
Exons: 13
Coding region: 634-2361 (575 amino acids)
Biological process (GO): regulation of transcription by RNA polymerase II
Molecular function (GO): protein dimerization activity; DNA-binding transcription factor activity, RNA polymerase II-specific; RNA polymerase II cis-regulatory region sequence-specific DNA binding
Source: RefSeq, a predicted model, not a curated record
AAUCCGCAAACGGCGGCCGCUCAGUCGUCGAGCGGAGUUCGUCGGCACUGGUCGGUUUCGUGUCCGGGAGCUGCUUUCUCUCUUUCCGAUAUCGUGACGUAUUGCAGCUCCGGUCGCCUUCGACGCGCAGCCAUUUCGGGAGUUCGUAGUGAAUCCGUGGGUGCGUUUGCGACGGUCACGAACGGCACCGGCGGUUGCGGAUUAAAAUAGCGUUCGUUAUCAUCGCAACCUCGAACGGCGAGACGAGAUAGCGCGAGGUCGGCGGCACCUGCGCGCCGCGCCCCACGUGCGCGUCCGCUGCAGCCGACAAUUAGCAAGUGGUAACCACUGGAGCACUCGCUGUCCCCUCUGCUCCUCUCUAUCUCUCGGGCUGGCUACCACUCUAGAAUUGUCUGGACUUUGCGCAUUCUAGAACAGAUAUAAAGCAUUCUUACCGGUAAACGACCCUCGCUAACGCACCCUUAUAAAUUUACGCAAUUUUGUGUGCAGGUGAUAUGUUAAAAAGUGAAUAAAAUAGCAAAUUAAAUAUAUAUAUAUAUAUAAAUAAUUUGACUAUGUGAGUUAUUAACAUUGAAUUUGUAACAAUGAGGACUAGUGAAGUGCGAAUUUAAAAAUUAUUGUGCCGAAAAAAGGAUGGGUAUAUUCAUGGAAAUUAAAGCCAAUUUGGUCACUGCCAGUUACCGGGGACGUGGUGCUGAGCCGGAGCUAUAUGACACAAUGAAUGCGCCCAGGGAGGCCUUCUACUCAGACACGCUACAUACUAUUGCUAUAAAUACUAGGGAAACAGAAUUUGGCAGUAUAGUUGAGCCGAUCCCUAUUAUGCUAAAGACUUAUCAACAAUUUCAACAAAACGGUCACAAUAUUAACGGCUAUGGACACCCGCAUCCAGUAAUAGCUUCUCUAACAUCUGCACCCCUGUCACCAACGACUGAAAAUCCUUCCACAUCGACCACUCAAAGUCCGGUUAAAGAAGAAGCGAAGGACACGCAAAAAAUUGCAAGACCUCCUAAAAAGAAAUGGAUCAAAGAGUAUUUGGAGGAGGAGCCUAAGUCGCCGGUGUCCGUGCGACUGACAGGAGUGUCAGUGACGCGUAGUAAUGGCGUGGUGCGGCCGACGUCGCCGGUGCCGGUGGUGCCCCCUGCGCCUGUGCCUAUCGCGCCCCUCGCGCCGGUUCCUAUACCCGCUGUACCGCCCUCCGCGCCCCUCGACUUCGUACAAGAACAUUCCAGGUCGCGUAAUACAAAUAAUAGUCAUGGACCACCACAAAUACCAUCUCCCCCAUCAGUCAGCAGUAGUGGCAGCGGAAGCGGUAGCAAUAGCGGUAGCAUCGGUAGUGCGCCUCGAGCCGGUACGCGGGAGGUCCACAAUAAGUUGGAGAAAAACCGCCGCGCCCAUCUUAAAGAAUGUUUCGAACUCCUUAAACGUCAGUUGCCCGCUACACCAGACGAUAAAAAAACUUCCAAUUUAUCCAUUCUUGGCUCAGCCAUUCGUUACAUUCAGGUGCUUCGUCGAAAGGAGCGCGAAAGCGAACACGAGAUGGAACGACUGGCUCGCGAAAAGAUUGCAGCCCAACAGCGACUCGCCGCGUUAAAGCGAGAAAUCUCUGUUCGUGCCACAUUACGCCCAAAUAGUAUCGAAGCUGUUUCCGAAGAAAAUGAUAGGGACGAUCGUGUUAAUGGGCAGGUACUGGGAAUUCCUGUAAGUAUUUCGUCUUCGCCGCCGCGUUCUGCAAUUCGAAUGGAUUCCUCUCCACCUCGCACACUAAACCUUAGCACGAAGCUGCGCACGCUGCCGAUACAAAUUACUCCUACAACUUCACAGGUCGUGAGAACGUCGUACGGUACAAGACAUAAUACCCUUACUCUUACGACGAUUGCACCAGCAGAGCCUUCGUUGCAGAAUGGUCAAGAAGUCAAUGGCGUAACAAAUGCUUUGAAUAAUAUAAUGCAUCCAGCUCAAAUUCAUCUCCCUUUAUCCCAAGUGGUUAGUAGCGGCGGUCUCGUGGUAGGGCCGGCAGCACUACAGCUGUUGUCAGCGGGCGGCGGUCUGCGAGUACUACAAGCGCCGUCUUUUCACACCAACGGCGUAACCACAGAUACCAAUAAGGUUUCUAAAGAGAAUGGCAUCGUGACGCCCCCACCGACGUCAACAGAAGGAAGCGUCUUGGUCGGCGGCUUGACUCCUCUCGUAGUGUCGCAGCCGGGGCAUUUAUUGCAAACGCACACACUCACACAUAAGAUGGUAGAAACCCAGAUGGUGAAAGGUAGUGUUGCGCCAUUGACAGUUAGCGCGCAGUAUUUAAGCGCCACCACCAUCGUCAAACCCGUGGUGGUAGUGUCCAGUGCAUCGCCUUCCACGUGACCUCCGCGCGAACUCUGAACGCCUAGUACACGCUCACUUUGAUAAUGGUCUUCAUUUAAAAUAAAAUAAAAACCACAUUUUGGUGUAAAAUUUUGUUGACAUCGCAACAGAGAAUAAAAUAAAUAUUUACAAUUAGUACUUGGUAGCCAGUGAAAGUCACGAGGAUUCACUCUAAUUGGUUUAGACUCAUUACGGCAUAUAAACAUUAGUAUACUAAUUAAUACAUAUUCCACUUUCAAUCUUCAUUCAAUCUACUUCGAUUUCACAUUACAUUGAAAUGUAAUGAUGAGUCAAAAAAUGCAGGUUUUUUUAAAGUAUUAUUUUUAAGUUAACAAUUGCUACAAAAUUUUACGCCAAUGAUAUUAUGAAUUUAUAUCAGCAAAAAAUAUGCUUAUAUUAUACAAAGCAUUUUCAUCGGUGCGCGAUCGAAAGAUGCGUUUCGAGAUGAUUGUCAGAAACGUUUAAUCACUGCCUAAUUUCCAAGCAAUAAUUCGAUGUAUGGACUUCUUGAGUGUGACACGUUUAACGAUGUGUUUAUCUGUAUAGUUUUAGUCAUUCUACAACAGAGUAGACACAUUUAUUAUUCGACAAUACGAUCGCCACUGACAGUAAUCUUUAGUUAAUUGCGUGAUGCGCGUACACAGUGUUCAGUUAUUUAAGACAGUGUCAGCAAAGUGAAGUGUGUGAUGGACGAUUUGCGAUGGUUUUUAUGCGUAUCAUCCGGCCAAACUGUUGAAGUAGUGUAGGUACAAUUCACUUUAUAUUUUUCUACAAGUAACAAAUUCCAUGUGAUUGUACAGAGCGCUACGAGUGUAAAGAUAUAAUUUAAUUAUUAUUUAUUUAUUUAGAGCCAGUAAAAUAGGGAGCAAAUUUUUAUAUGUAUCAAAACUGGAAUAUAUUUUGGAGCCGAUUGGAUAAUCAAUAGAUGUGGUUGUAAAGAAUAUGUUCCCCAUGAUACUACUACUCCGCUCAGACAGACAUCUGUCAUAAAUCUAUGAAUUUCUACAAAUUAUUCAUUUUAUUCGAAUAACGUGUAGUUUUUCAUUAGAUGUCAUCUGUAAGGAGGUCUAUACAAUUAACAUACUGUAAAUAUAUUUAGAUUUAGGCUAAAAUGUACUUGUUAUGUAUAGAUUAACAAGAUAAAAGUUUAUUUUUUCUAUAUAUCUGUGAUGUGUGCAGUUUAGCUACUGUAGUACUGGAAAUUCUGUACAAAGAUUCUGUCUUUAGAUGUUGUCAAUUUUUAAUAAUCGCGUGUUAUUAAUAUAUAAAAAAGUCAAUAAAUAAGGCGUAAAUAAUUUAGGUUCAAAAUGAAUAAUGUGGCUUAUAUGUAUGUGAAAGAAAAUACAUCAUUUUGUGAUAAGUAUAUAUGAUGAAGUACCAGGGAUUAAUAAAUUAGAAGGCUGUGAUUCGCACAAGCGUUUCGGCUAUCCGGAAUAUGUAAGGAUAAGAUACACUUGUCCGGAAUUGUGAGAAUAUUCAGUAAAUUAUUGUAUGCCGUCGCGAUUUAAUGCAUCAUAUACCCUGUAGUAACCUUUGCGGUUGUUUAUUCGAUAAUACUUAAAUUGUUUCAUGUCGGUAUGCAAUAGCAUUCAUUAAAUUAGCCGGCGCUGGGUCAGGUCCCUUGGCCGUCCGAAUACAGUGCCUAUAUGAUUUUUAAAUUCUAAAAAAUGAAAUUUUAAAAUAAUGACAUCGUUGAUAUAAAUAAUGUUUUUUUUUGUGAGAUAGAACAUUCAAAAUGUUUUUCAGCUUUAUCAAAUAAAUAAUUAAUUAGUGACACAUAAAUGAUUACAGAAUUGUAUUUCUUUCAUAUUCUUUCACUUCCUUUGCCUGCAAAAAAUAUAUAAUUAGCGGACAGUAUGGUGCCUAAUGUAUUUUACGUCUUCAACAUUACAUUGUAAGGACAGUUGGAAAAAUAAGAGCUUUGAGUUAUUAUUUAAGAAUUCAUAAGUCCAUUUUGAUGAUAAAGCGCGAUUACAGAUUUUUCAGUUAUGUUGUGUGCAAUAUUGAUAAAAUAAAAUAUAGAUUUUUUUUAUUUCUUCGAAACUGGAGAAUAUUAUUUGAAAUGGAAAUUAAGUAAAAUAUUUACAUCCUACUAGAGCAACAUGAAAUAAUGGAAAAUGACGAAUCAUUUUGUGUCAUGUUUGUUUCACACCUAUUCGUAAUAUUUUAAGCAAAUUAUUAAGACUCCAGAAGUUUAAUUUAAAUUGAUUUUAUCGUAACGAUAAGGAUUACAAUUGUACUACAGAUAUCAAGUCUAGAACUGGAACAAAGAAUCUGAGCUAAGUAAGUUUCAGGUUUUCUAAGUUUGUUUUAAACAUUUCGUAAUUUUAUGUUGCAGUUUCAAAGUAUCUUUUAUAUUUAUUAAUUUCAUAAAAAUAACGAACAAUAAGUUUAGAAUCCCGCUUUAGUAAAAUAUGUAAAGGAAUCCAAUAUACGAUUUUUCUGAGCUUCUGAAGUGAUGUCUCUUUGCCUAAUAAUAAUAAUAAUAGUAGAUAUGAAAAUUGUAUAAAUAUUAUAAUUUAAGAGAGAAUUUAUUUUAAUUUUAUUAAUAUUGCGAAGCGAAUGCUCAUGUAAAUACAAUGAUGUAGUGUAUAAAAUUCUAAUAUGUUAGUAAUACAGGAAAUUACAUAUUUA